AUGGAAGAAGAGGCUUUAAAAUUUGCUAAGGAUGUAACGGAAUGUCUCGCGUCUGGCGGUUUCGCUUUAACCGGUUUUGCUUCAUCUUCCUUGCGAGUAAUCAACAGUAUACCAACGCAUCUUAGAUCGACACCAGUAGCGGAUCUCAACCCGAACGCCUCGCCAGUUGACCUUAUUUUCGGCAUGGAAUGGCAUCUUAUCGACGACUCUUACAGAAUCAGGGUAAAGCAGAUGCCCAAAGUAUCAACAAAGAGGGAAUUGUUAUCAGCCAUUUCCUUGACUUUCGACCCCCUCGGCAUUUGCCUUCCAGUGAUGACAGGAGCAAGGUUACAGUUUCAACAAAUUCAUAAAUUAGAACGCGAAAAGAAAUUGCAUCGCAGGUGGGACAACCAUUUGCCUGAAGAAGUUCUGGCAAAGUGGGAAGAAUGGACGAAAGGACUGAACAGACUAUCUCUUAUGUAUGUCAGCCGUUGCUUCCGCCCGACCGAAUUUCCUCUCGACAAAUCAGUGUUUACGCUUAUCAUCUUUGCGGACGCCUCAUUAGUAGCCUAUUGUGCCGUCGCUUACUUUCGCGUGCAGUGCGGAGACAGGGUGCACGUCAGUUUUGUUAUGGCAAAAGGCCGCCUCACGCCUCUCACCCCUAUGACGAUUCCGCGACUCGAACUAAAAGCCGCCGUCCUGGCGGUUCAUAUUUCAACCAUUAUAAAGAAGGAGCUUCGAAUCAUCAUUUCCGCGACGGAAUUUUAUUCUGACUCAGAAAUAGUGCUACAUCAGUUGCGCACCAGCCGCCCUCGUCAGACAGCGUUCGUCGCGGCAAGAAGAAGCGAAAUUCUUGCCCACUCGUCGGCGGAGCAAUGGUACUAUGUCUGCAGUGAAGACAAUCCCGCGGACGCGUGCCCACGGGGCGUUGUUCCAAAAGAUUUUGGGCCAGAUUGCAAAUGGAUCACCAGACCUACAUUUUUGUUAGAUCCAGCGUUCGUACCAGUAGCAUUCCAUCCGCCUUCCGUUUUUGCUGAUGAUGAGACGGCGCAAGUCGUUAAUGUCGGCCAACUAAGCGAGGCGCAACCAUCACGCCACCCGUCAUUUCUCGUCGUAUCUAAAAUCAUCACUCAAAGCACCCAGCUCAACACCUUGAAGCGUGAUGUCGCCCAAGCGUUACGGACUGAACCGGUUUCCGAAAAAGAACCAACCGCCGAUGAGCUUGCGAAUGCCUUUCGUCUCUGCCUAGCUAUCUCGCAAGAAGAGGCAUUCCCGCGGGAGAGCGAUACCCUGGCAAAAGGCGCCUUAAUCCCCCGGAAUUCUAUCUUGAAGCGGGUGGGGCCAUACAUCGACCCCGCCGACGGUUUAUUGAAGGUGGACGGGCGGCUUCAACAUGCAGAGCUCGUACUCGUCACCCCAUCAUCAUAG
Molecule: messenger RNA, 1407 nt
Organism: Daphnia pulicaria
Lineage: Eukaryota; Metazoa; Arthropoda; Branchiopoda; Diplostraca; Daphniidae
Exons: 1
Coding region: 1-1407 (468 amino acids)
Source: RefSeq, a predicted model, not a curated record